Messenger RNA from Larimichthys crocea (large yellow croaker), 3352 nucleotides. RefSeq names its product collagen alpha-1(VIII) chain-like. The record is from RefSeq and is a predicted model, not a curated record. Lineage: Eukaryota; Metazoa; Chordata; Actinopteri; Sciaenidae. Gene Ontology annotation, molecular function: protein binding. The coding region runs from base 142 to 2367 and encodes 741 amino acids. The transcript has 3 exons.
CCGUGCAUGGCCACCGUCCCGCUCAUGCCUUGGAAAAGACCCAGAAAAGCAGCGUAAAGUUUGAGGGGAAAGCAGACGAAGGAGGCGCAGGCCAGAGGGAGAGAGCACCUUCAGUCUGAGAGGAGGAAAAAUCUGAGAAAAAUGGUGGCUGUACCCCUUCGUUCUUUCUAUCUACUCAUCACAGUGUCCCAGUUAUGUUUAUUACACCUGGUCCAUGGCGGGGCGUAUUAUGGACACAAACAGCUGCCUCAACAGCACCAGCCCCUGCCUCAGUACAAUGAUGGGUAUCCUCAGCAACAGUUUAUGGGGAACGAGAUGCCACACCUGCCUUAUGGCCAAGAAGUGCCUCAGUAUGGGAAAGAGCUUCCUCAGCUGCCUUUGCAGAUGGCCAAAGAGAGGCCACUGACUGAUAGCAAAGGACAAACAUUCCCCAGAGGAGCUAAAGGUCCACCUCCUCCUGGUCCUGGUGUAGAAGGUCUCAGAGAAGGACCACAAGGAGUUCAGGGUCCCCCAGGACCAGCAGGACCACCAGGUCCACAGGGGCCCACUGGACCACCAGGCCAAGCAUUGCCAGGAUUACCAGGAAAGCCAGGUCCUCCUGGUCCUCAAGGCUACCCAGGAAUCGGAAAACCUGGCAUGCCAGGAUUGCCAGGAAAACCUGGAGGACCUGGAUUACCAGGGCUAAAGGGUGACCUUGGUCCUGGUGGUGGUGAAGGACCAACUGGACUUCCUGGGCCCCCAGGGCUCCCAGGUCCCCCUGGACUACCUGGGAUUUCAAAACAAGGAGGUCAGGGGCUGCCCGGACAGACUGGUCUUUCAGGAGAGCCUGGACAAAGAGGUCCACCUGGGCUCCCUGGUCCUCCAGGCCACAAGGGGGACAAAGGAAUUGGUAUACCCGGUUUACCAGGUUUAAAAGGACCCAGUGGACCACCAGGUCCACCUGGACAUGUGGGCAACCCUGGGAUUGGUAAACCUGGCCUGAAUGGUCUCCCUGGACAGCCAGGGAUACCAGGAAAGCCUGGUCCUUCUGGAGAGCCAGGACUGGCAGGGCCACCUGGUGAUAGAGGCCAACCAGGACCGCCAGGUGUGCCAGGAAUUGGGAAACCAGGAAAAGAUGGUUUCAGAGGGCAACCAGGGCCUGCUGGAGCGAAAGGGGAACCAGGCCCCCAUGGUUUACCAGGGGGUCCAGGCUUACCAGGAUAUGGUAAACCAGGAUUUCCAGGACCUAAGGGUCACAAGGGACAUGCUGGUCUCCCGGGACCUUCAGGCCUAAAAGGUGAUAAAGGUCAUGGAGGUCUUCCUGGAGUGAUUGGUCCCACCGGUCCUAGUGGUAUGCCUGGCCCACCAGGUCCAAUGGGGCCUCCCGGUAGUCUUGGUUUCCCAGGGCAAAAGGGAGAGGAAGGUGUUGGGGGACAAAAGGGAUAUCCAGGAAUGAAGGGUGCUCUAGGGCCUCCAGGUCUUCCAGGACACCCAGGAUUAUCAGGAGAGCUUGGACAACCUGGACCAAGAGGUUUUCAAGGGCCCAUUGGCCCCAAAGGAGAACAUGGUUUAAGGGGUUUACCUGGUGCCCCUGGUGGUGGAGGACUACCUGGACCAAGAGGAGAGGGGGGACAACCUGGAGAGAAAGGCCACCAAGGAUCACAAGGUAUUCCAGGACUUACAGGACCAGGGGGACCAAUUGGACCUCCUGGAAUGCCAGGGCCGAAAGGUGAAACAGGCCUGCCUGGUAAACCUGGCUACCCUGGUGAGGGAAAGCCAGGACUCCCAGGCCAUAUUGGUCCUCAGGGUAACCCUGGCCCAAGUGGCCCUGCUGGACUUCCAGGUCAACCAGGACAACCUGGACCCCCUGGUCCCCCAGGACUACCUGCUACAUCCCCUGAACUUGGACAGAUCCUCCCCGUGACCGGCCCAUAUAGCAGCCAAAAACAAGGCUACAAGAAGAACGGAGGUGACAUUGGUGGAAAUGCCGUGGAGAUGCCGGCCUUCACAGCAAAGCUCACAAACCCGUUCCCUCCUGUUGGCUCUCCGGUCAUCUUUGACAAACUCCUGCACAACGGCAACCAGGACUACAAUCCCCAAACUGGUAUUUUCACCUGUAGCGUACCAGGGAUCUACUACUUUGCUUACCAUGUCCACUGCAAGGGAGGUAACGUGUGGGUGGCACUAAUGAAGAACAAUGAGCCAGUCAUGUACACGUACGAUGAAUACAAAAAGGGUUUGCUGGAUCAGGCAUCAGGGAGCGCUGUACUCCCUUUACGACAUGGAGACACUGUGCAUAUACAGCUACCAUCUGACCAGGCUGCGGGACUUUACGCUGGUCAAUAUGUCCAUUCUACGUUUUCCGGAUACUUAUUGUACCCAAUGUAAGAAUUGUGUAUAAACAAAGCGAUAGCAAUGACGUAUUGGAGGUAAAUUUUACCAUAUUUAUGGUAAAACAAGUGCAGUCUCAAAGGUACAACGUAGGUCAAGUGAAAUGGUUUACAAAGAGCGGUGGAAGAAUAACCUUUUAUAUAUAAACAGUAGCAAGUAUAAGUACAUCAAUGGAGUCAUGAUCGUUCUUGUGAGGGUUCUGUGUUGUUAAGAGCACAAGAAGUACUACCAAAUAUGUCAGUUGUCAUAAUUCUCGUAUGUUUACAUUUAUUCUUAUAUCCAUCAACACACAAUAUAUCAAGACAUGGCUGGAACAAUGAGGCUUUACGUUGCAGACUUGUAUUCACUUUUCACUCGCUUUACAGUUAUACGCUGUAUACUGGGCACAUAAGAACAUAUUAGUUUCAUUGUACAAUGCAUUUACUCACAGUACAUAAGGUUGGGUUUGUUUUUGGGGGAUUCAUCAUACAGUUAUUAAGUUAUUGUUAGUCUUUUUAUGUUGUUUUAUGAAAAUGCAGCUCUUAAAUGCAAGUAUUUGGGUGAGUUUUAAAUCCAAUUUCACACCAUAUCUCAGUCCAGAACAGGACCAAAGAAUAAAUAAAUAAAAACCUUUGCCCACAGUUGAACUUUGUUUUGUCAAGAUUGUUUUGUUUGUCAGUAUUCUCUGUAAUUUAUUUGUUUGACUACUGAUUACUUUGGGAUUGUGUUAAUUUCUGUGUGUUGACAGUAAUCAAUCAACAAAAACAAAUAUUCACAAAUAUUCGGAAAGAAAAAAAUAUCAUUCAUGCUCGUACCCAUUCAUAUCACCACCGUGUGUCAGUUUUGUUUAAUUUUGAACUGUGGAUGUGCAAUUUGUGUUUUCUCUCUUCCUUUUUGUUGGCUUUACUUUGGACAAUGGUGCACAGCAUUAAAUGGGAGAAACUGUGCCUAAAGUAUGUGAAUUUUGCUUUUAUUGGUUAGAUAAUAAAGAAACAAAAACAUU